Messenger RNA from Alnus glutinosa, 2663 nucleotides. RefSeq names its product transcription factor TCP2. Gene Ontology annotation, molecular function: DNA-binding transcription factor activity; sequence-specific DNA binding. Bases 1007 to 2392 code for a protein of 461 amino acids. NCBI's taxonomy places the organism in Eukaryota, Viridiplantae, Streptophyta, Magnoliopsida, Fagales, Betulaceae. The record is from RefSeq and is a predicted model, not a curated record. The transcript has 6 exons. Gene Ontology annotation, cellular component: nucleus. Gene Ontology annotation, biological process: regulation of secondary shoot formation.
GCAGUGUCUCUGUCCCUUCAGUCUUCACGAUAAGCCCGGUGAUUAGCUCCAAUGGGGAACAACCCUUUCUCACUUCUCUCUCGUUAGGGCACUUUUGAACCUCCAAUUCCCGUACAUCCCGGAUUUUCCUUCCCACUUUCUCACCGACCAAACAGACCACCCAACCAACAACCAACCCUAAUCCACUCCCACUACUUGUAUGCUAUAUCAAAGCGUGACGGAGAGAAAGUAAGGGAAGGAAAGAGAGAAAGAAGAGUUGGGAAACUCCAAGUGCACGAAAUCCGCGCUCUUGACGGGAAUUCCGGCGACACCGAGCACCCCAGAAGGUCUCGCGCUUCGAUCUCUUUGAUUUGUUUUUUGGUUGUUUUUCUUCUCUCAGUUUCCCAAGUGGAAAGAGUAAGUUUUGGUUGUGAUUUAAGAGCGCAGAUCUGUGAGCUUUGGGUGCUUAUCCAAAUUGUCUGAUUAAGACAAAAAAAGAAAGAAAAAAGAAACAAGUAAUUAUAACAAAACAAAGCGGAUAACACCUGUCAGGACUCCAACCAAUGUUCAAAGCUCAGCGAAAGCUUUAAAUGCGGAGAGGAAGCAAAAAAUUGGUUGUGCUCAGAUCGGCGAAUGGGCUGAGGGUCUGAGAACAAUUUCAGAGGCCUUUGCUUUUGAAAGGCGGUUCUGGUGGAUGUCUGCGACUGCAAAAAGCUUAAACGAGAGAGCGAGCCUUCACUGACUUGGACCGUGAUAUAUCGGCGCAGCGUAAAAGAAGGCCUUUUUAUCACUACACAGCCAAAGUAGUCUCUGAAUUAUCGUCAUCAAUAUGAACAGGACACUGCAACCCCACCUACACUACUCUAAUCACAUCUCUUUCUCGAUCUAAAAAGAAAGGAAAAGAAAAAAACCCAAUCUCUCUCUCUCUACCUCUCUUUCUCUCUCUAGAAGCCGUACAAAACCUCACAAGCAAAAGGGUUUGUGUAAUUUGUGAAGAGUUUCUGUUUGAGAAAGGCAUGAAAGCGGUAUGGAGGUGGAGGAGAUUCAGCAGGGACAAGCUUGUAAGUUCCCAAGGGUUGUAAAUGACAGAAAUAUUGAGUCUAGCAAGAUAGGCUCGAGAUACGCAGAUGAGGAUGAAGAUGGAGAGCUCAAAAGGGUUAACAGCGGUGGGCCAAGUAGCGACGCCGUUUGCACUGCCAACAGGCUUCGCGGCUGGCACCACUCGUCGCGUAUCAUUAGGGUUUCACGGGCCUCCGGUGGAAAGGAUCGCCACAGCAAGGUCUGGACGUCCAAGGGGUUGAGGGACCGGAGGGUUAGGCUGUCUGUCACCACGGCUAUUCAGUUCUACGAUCUUCAGGAUCGGCUCGGUUACGACCAGCCGAGCAAAGCUGUGGAGUGGCUGAUCAAGGCCGCCGCCGACUCUAUCAACGAGCUUCCCUCGCUGAGCAGCUCUUUCCCCGACACCCCGAAGCAACUGAGCGAUGAGAAGCGAGCGAGUGCGGGUACUGAAGGUGGGUUCGAUUCAGCUGAGGUGGAGCGUGAUGGUGACCCCAAUUUUCAGCAAAAUCAAAGCCAGCACCUUUCUCUCUCCAAGUCUGCUUGUAGCAGCACCUCGGAGACCAGCAAAGGCUCCGGCUUGUCCCUCUCCCGGUCCGAAAUCCGCGUCAAGGCGCGAGAGCGGGCCAGGGAGAGAGCCAAGGAGAAAGAGAAGGAAAACGAUCAAAAUGUGAACCACAUUCAGCAAAACUCUUCUUUUACUGAGCUUCUCACCGGUGGAAUCAGCAGCGUUAACAACAACGCUGCUACUAGUCCCGCUCAAAACCAAAGCGGUGAUCAGCCUAAUUUGUUCCACAAGGCGGCGAGACAGUGGAGUUGUUCGACGGGCGCCCCGAUGGAGUACUUCGACUCGGGGCUCCUGGGGCCGUCGUCCCGAGCCGCCCAUCACUCAUCGGGAUUCUCCGGACAAAUCCAUAUGGGAAAUUCCCUUCCACAGACAAUGACAAUGUCUGUUAAUCCUUCGUCGUUCAAUGUCUCGGGGGAUAACAACCAUUUGGAGCUGCAACAUUUCUCCUUAAUCCCGGACCAUCUCAUCCCGGUGGCCGCGGCGUCAUCCCAGCCCACCGUUGACUACAAUCUCAACUUCACCAUCUCUUCCGGCCUUGCUGGCUACAACAGGGGGACCCUUCAGUCCAAUUCACCGUCUCUUCUGCCUCACCUCCAGAGGUUUUCUGCUAUAGACGGACCACACUUGCCCUUCUUCAUGGCUUCGGCGGCAGCUUCAGGGCCUCCGCCCAUGGAGAAUCACCACCACCAACACCACCACCAGUUCUCACCUGAAUUCGACGGCCGCUUGCAGCUCUGCUACGGCGACAAUAGCCGACACUCAGACCAGAAGGGAAAAGGCAAGAACUGAGUUCCUGUAAGAGCAGCAUUCCUCUUUGCCCAUCUUCUUCCUGGAAAGUGAAGAAGCAGCGGCAAGACGUGAGCAAAUGCAUGGCCUUCCCUUCAUCGGUUGAUACCUUAUUGUUGUGCUUCUGAUGUUGUUUUGUCUGUUUAAGCAAAUUUCAAGUCAUUCGGCUUGCAUUCACAUAUUUGGAUACAUAUAUUUAUCUACUCCUGCGCUGCAUUUGUGUGUUUUGAAGAAAUAUUACUUACAAUUCAAUUGAAGUAAUUCUUUAUCUUCU